UUGACAUCUCAGUAAUGAUAAUUUAAUAUAUUAAUAACCUAAGAAAAGUUAAAUUUUAUUGAACUGUGUAAAUAAAACAACAAAAUUACUGUAAGAAACAAACAUGAAUCAAGCUGAUAUUUCAAAAAUAGUUUCGAAGUUACGAAUAAAAGUACCACCUGAACAUCGCCGACUGAAAGGUCCACAAGGCCCGGAAGGCAGGCUAAAUAAACUGCGAAAAACUGUUACAGGUUUAAUUAAAUAUGAAAGAAUUGAACUGAAUUAUCGCCGAGGUGAUGAAGCACGUCAGUAUGCUGAGAGGUUAAUAUCCGAAGCUAUCAGCCAUGGCGAUUGCCAUAAACCAACAAUGGAAAUAGCAGAUUUCUGGCUGCUUGAGAAGCAACUAGUUCAUAAAUUAUUUAAAGUCUUAGUGCCAAGAUAUGAAAAUUGCAGUACAGCUUUUACUAGAAUGUAUAAAGCACCACAGGCAUACUAUGGAAGAAAUAUUGAUAAGGCUGUUCUAGAAUUAAGAGGAAAUCCAUACCCCUCAUUGACAAACAAGCAGUCAAACAACAGACUAUUGCUACAAAAUGUUCUAUUAGAUGCAGCUAAAUAUGAUUACAGGCAAGCAAAAUAUGCAGAAAUGGCAGACAAAAUGAGUAAAACUGAAGAAUCACAAUCAAAACUAGACAAUAACCUUAAAAGUAAACCUUCUGAAUCAUCAUAAUGCCACAGUACUAAAGUUUGUUGAUAAUUAUGUAAUAGAGUGUAGUGAAUUAAUUUAAAUAAGAAUAAAAAAUUAAUGCUUAAUGGAGUUGA
Nymphalis io (European peacock) is the source of this 798-nucleotide messenger RNA. RefSeq names its product 39S ribosomal protein L17, mitochondrial (gene mRpL17). The transcript has 2 exons. Gene Ontology annotation, cellular component: ribosome; mitochondrial large ribosomal subunit. Lineage: Eukaryota; Metazoa; Arthropoda; Insecta; Lepidoptera; Nymphalidae. Gene Ontology annotation, biological process: translation. The record is from RefSeq and is a predicted model, not a curated record. Gene Ontology annotation, molecular function: structural constituent of ribosome. Bases 104 to 706 code for a protein of 200 amino acids.